GCAGACGCCGUCUCCGUCCUGUUCCUUCCUCCCUUCCCGUUUCUCCCCGAGUCCCCCCGACAGCUCCCGUUUCUCCAGAACCGCGCCACCAGCUGCCGUAUCCCGCCGCGGGCGAGGGCGAAAUCCUUCCUGUUCCAGAGGACGGCCUUGCCCUGCAUGGAUCAGAGGAAGGCCAUCUUCCGCGCGAAGCUCCGCGAGACAAAGGAGAAGCAGCAGCGACGCAUCGACCCCUCCCUCGUCAGGUAUAAUGAAUUCGAUCAGCCCAUAUGCAGAGUCUGCAAUAUUACUUUAAAGUCUGAAGCACUUUGGCCUGCACACCAAGUGUCACGGAAGCAUCAUGAGGCAAAAGCUGCAGCAACUGCUAAGGCUGCAGCAGGUGCAGGAUCUCGAGGCAAUAAUACCAAGCAGGAACAACCAGUGGAGUCUCACAAGCAAAAAUCUACCACACUACCUACCAAUUUUUUUGAUAAUCAGGGAACAAAAAGGCGAAAUGAUGAUACUGGUCCUGAAGGAAGGUCUGUGCGCCGUGAAGUUUCUGUUAUUCAACCGAAGGCCAAAGAAGCAAGCACAGAUAAACCAUCUGUUAGGCCAGAUCAAAUGGCAAAGAAAGGGAGUCAUACCAGCACGAAUGCCAAAGGAAUCCUUCCAGGGAAUUUUUUCGACUAUGCAGAUGCAGAUGAAGAUGAAGCUCCACCUCCAGCCCCAGCUGCUAACGAACUUAGUACAUCUGGAGACAUCGCCAAUUCCAAUCACAUGCAGGUGAAAGGUAUCCCUGAUGGCUUCUUUGAUAACAACAAAACUGGCAAUGGCAUGCAAUCCAGUGAACCUGGUUCAUUGUCUAAAGAGGCAAAGAGUUCAGGAACUGCUCAAGUAAAGGCAUCAUUGCCUGAAGGUUUCUUUGAUAACAAAGAUGCUGAUCUCCGGGCACGUGGUAUCCAACCUCAAAAAGUUGACAUGAAUGAUGCAUACAAAGAAUUUGAGAAGGAAAUUCAAGAGGACCUGCAGGAAGUUGAUGAUCGCCUUGAAGAAGAGGAGAUUGAUGCUGCUGCUGAGAGGGAGGAGUACUUGACUCUAGAGCAACAGGAGUACAGGCAGCAAGUAGAUAUGUUGAAGAAACAACUCGUUGAGUCAAAAGCUGCCCGUACUGCUAAAGUAAAUAGCAAGCCUGUAGGUAUGGACACGGAGUCCAGCAGCGAUUCAUCAAGUGAUGAAGAGGAUGACAGCACAGAUUUUGCAGUUGACUGGAGAGCGCAGCAUUUAAAAUGAUGGAAAGAUUUUGUAACUGGCACCAACCUACCGUGGAAAUAGAGAACUUUAAGAACCCACCAUCAUCGAGAAUUGUAGCCCAGUACUUCAGUUUUUUUCUACAUGAAGAAUACUUUUGACUUCUACAUCUUUCCUUCCCUCCCUCAGUAGCACCAUGGGCAACUUUGUAUAGACCGGAGUUCCGACCACCAUGACUUGACUGCGAAUCGCAUGUGAUGACUGAUUGAACUUCUUUGUCUGAAGCAAAUUUUGUAGCAAAUUUUGAGCGAUGAUUAACUUGUUCCAAAAUGGACCGUACAUUGAAUA
Panicum virgatum (switchgrass) is the source of this 1572-nucleotide messenger RNA. RefSeq names its product zinc finger protein 830-like. Gene Ontology annotation, molecular function: nucleic acid binding; zinc ion binding. The record is from RefSeq and is a predicted model, not a curated record. NCBI's taxonomy places the organism in Eukaryota, Viridiplantae, Streptophyta, Magnoliopsida, Poales, Poaceae. The coding region runs from base 157 to 1266 and encodes 369 amino acids. Gene Ontology annotation, biological process: mitotic DNA damage checkpoint signaling; nuclear DNA replication; mitotic DNA replication checkpoint signaling. The transcript has 7 exons. Gene Ontology annotation, cellular component: spliceosomal complex; nucleus.